This is a messenger RNA of Myotis brandtii (Brandt's bat), 1025 nucleotides long. RefSeq names its product TATA box-binding protein-like protein 1. Gene Ontology annotation, biological process: DNA-templated transcription initiation. Gene Ontology annotation, molecular function: general transcription initiation factor activity; protein binding; DNA binding. The transcript has 5 exons. NCBI's taxonomy places the organism in Eukaryota, Metazoa, Chordata, Mammalia, Chiroptera, Vespertilionidae. The record is from RefSeq and is a predicted model, not a curated record. The coding region runs from base 78 to 1025 and encodes 315 amino acids.
GGGCGUCCUCUGCCACCGCCCCCUCUUCCCACGGAUGUGAUCUUUGUGGUGGAAAGCUAAGUUUUUAAACUACCCCAAUGGAUGCAGACAGUGAUGUUGCAUUGGACAUUCUAAUUAAUGUAGUCUGUGUUUUUAGAACAAGAUGCCAUUUGAACUUAAGGAAGAUUGCUUUGGAGGGAGCAAAUGUAAUUUAUAAGCGUGAUGUUGGAAAAGUAUUAAUGAAACUUAGAAAACCUAGAAUUACAGCUACAAUUUCCUCCUCAGGAAAAAUUAUUUGCACUGGAGCAACAAGUGAAGAAGAAGCUAAAUUUGGUGCCAGGCGUCUAGCCCGCAGUCUGCAGAAACUAGGUUUUCAGGUAAUAUUUACAGAUUUUAAGGUUGUUAAUGUUUUAGCAGUGUGUAACAUGCCAUUUGAAAUCCGUUUGCCAGAAUUCACGAAGAACAAUAGACCUCAUGCCAGUUAUGAACCUGAACUUCAUCCUGCUGUGUGCUAUCGGAUAAAAUCUCUACGAGCUACAUUACAGAUUUUUUCAACAGGAAGUAUCACAGUAACAGGGCCCAAUAUUGGGAAGGAUCGGCCACUGAAUUUUGACCCUUGCUGCAUCAGCUACUUUACUAAAGGGGAGUACAUUUUACUGGGGGGGUCAGACAAGCAAGUAUCCCUUUUCACCAAGGAUGGAGUGCGGCUCGGGACUGUUGGGGAGCAGAACUCCUGGGUGUGGACUUGUAAAGUGAAGCCCGAUUCCAACUAUGUGGUGGUAGGCUGCCAGGAUGGCACCAUUUCCUUCUACCAGCUUAUUUUCAGCACUGUCCAUGGGCUCUAUAAGGACCGGUAUGCAUACAGGGAUAGCAUGACUGAUGUCAUCGUGCAGCACCUGAUCACUGAGCAGAAAGGUAAAAGGCAGGUUAUCUCUGCUGGACAACAGGAGCCUUCACAGCAGCAACGUCAAAUUGAGGUUUUUAUCUUCCCACUUAAAUCACCAGAUGGCCUCAAGAAAGCCACCAUCAUAUUGAAAGAAAAGUAG